GCGCUGCAUUCUUAUCAACUUAUUGCUGUCAUUAAUCUGUCAAAAAUUUGGUCAAAUGGAUUAUAAAGAUUGAAAUUUGUUUUUUAUAUUUAAAAAAAAAGAGGUAGAUUUGUGACCUCAAAAAUUGUAUGUUAGAACAAUGUCAAAUUUAUAUUUUAUCAAUUUCUAUUUAUUAUUUUUGGUUGUGUGUUUUGGUGAAUAUAACAAUGAUUGGAAUAAAACAAAAAGACAAACAAUAUGUGGUGGAUUGUUUCCGAAAAUAUUUACAAAUUAUGCGCCAUUUGGUAAUUUAACGGAUUAUUUAUUUUAUACACCAAGACCAGGUAUAAUUAAUUUAAAACAAUGUGUUGCUGAUUGUUGUCAACAAUCAGAAUGUAAUGUUGCAAUGAUUCAUAAUAGUACAUGUUAUAAUGUAAGAUGUGCAAAUUCAAAAAUGUGUAUACCACUAUAUCGAGCUGAAUUUGCUAAUAAUAAUCCACCAAGUAUGGUACUUGUUAAGCCAGUUGAAGAUGAUGAAGAAUGGAGAGAUAUUUUAGAAAUGGAGGAUGCAGACAAUAGACUGAUGAAUGUUGAACAAAUAAAUCACGCAGUAUUUGGAUUUGAUGGAGAUCAAUGUAUAAAUGGUGCAACAGAUUGUGGCGAAAAUGAAGUCUGCUUAAAACGAAGUACCAAAUCUCAAUUUGGUAUUUGUCAAUGUUCCCGAGGAACAACGCGAAACAAUGCUGGAAUAUGUAAUAGUCAGGAGCAAGAAAAUCGUGACUAUGGAGUAACACCGGAAUAUGUGGAAUAUCAUGGGACAAAAGAUACGAGUUUAUCGUCAAUAAAACCGCCAAUGAAACAAUUAUUAGUUUCAGCUGUAUCAAAAGAAGUGCGAUUACCAGAAAAUGAAGUAACAUUGUCAGCAUUUACAGUGCCUGCUGAAUUAUCAGGAGAACAUUAUAAUUAUGCAUGGAGUUUAUUGAGUCAACCAAAAGGACAUACUGGCACAAUGACAGAUCAAAAUAGUAAUAAAGUUAAAUUAAAUAAUUUAUCCGAGGGUUUAUAUAAAUUUAAAGUUACCGUUAAUAGUCCAAUUGCAUAUGGUGAGGCAUAUGCGAACGUUAGCGUUUUACCACCAAAACGAAUAAAUCAGGCACCAAUUGCAAUUAUUUCGCCUGCAUCGCAAGUUGUUAAAUUACCAAAUACAGGAGCUGUUCUUGAUGGAUCGUCAAGUAAAGAUGACGAUAAAGUUAUUGCCUAUCAUUGGGAACUUCAACAAGGACCUAUUGGCUAUCAACCUAAUCUUGUUGAUACGCCUACGCUUCAACUCGACAAUCUCAUUCCCGGAAAUUAUACUUUCAAAUUAACCGUGGAGGAUUCAGAUCAUGCGCAAAAUUUUACAGUGGCAAAUAUAACUGUUUUAAAAGUAACUGAUUAUCCACCUAGUGCAAAUGCAGGACAGGAUAUUAUUAUUUAUUUACCACAAAAUACAUUAACAUUAAAUGGAAGUUUAAGUACUGACGAUCGUGGUAUUGAAAGUUGGCAAUGGACAAAAAGUCCAUCGGAUGAAAAUAAAGCAGUUGAUAUGCAAAAUACAAGAACACCAUAUUUACAAUUGUCAAAUUUAGAAGAGGGAAUGUAUACAUUUGUAUUGAAAGCCACUGAUAAUUCAGAUCAAUCGUCAACGGCAGAGGUUCAUGUUUUCGUUAAACCUCCCACUAAUAAACCACCAAAAGCAAAUGCUGGAGAUGAUAUAAUAAUUGCAUUACCUCAAACUGAAACUAUUUUAAAUGGCAGUAGAAGUAAGGACGAUAUUAAAAUUGUCUCUUAUCAUUGGGAACAAGUUAGUGGACCGAGUAAAGCAGAAUUUCGCGCAGUUAAUGAAAGUAUAACGAACAUUACAAAAUUGACGAAAGGAGAUUAUGAAUUUAAAUUGACAGUUAUUGAUGAUAAUGGAAAUAAGGAUUCUGAUAAAGUGAAUGUAAAAGUAACACAGACAAAAAAUGCCCCGCCAAAAGCAAACGCUGGUGGUGAUCAAACAUUUGUGGCUCCGGUUGUUGCUGUUAUAUUAAAUGGAUCACAAUCAAGUGAUGAUUUGAAAAUAGCUCAAUGGCUAUGGACACGAGAACCAACGAGUCUCGCUAUUGGUUCUAUUGUCGAAGGAACUGAUAAAUCUUCACUUUUAAUACUAACAGACGUUGUACCAGGCAGAUAUGUUUUUAAAUUGAAAGUAACCGACGAUGAUGGUCUUAGUAAUGAGGAUACAGUUUCUGUUAUUAUAAAACCUGAUCCACAACUCUAUAAUUUAGUUGAGCUGACAUUAAAUGUUGGCGCUCAUUUAAUAACGGAAUCACAGAAAAAUUCUCUAGUUGUUAAAUUACAAAUGUUACUUCGCGAGGAAGUGACUAUUGUUGUUCGUAGUUUAAAAUCAGAGCCACGAACUGGAAAAUUAAUUAUUUUCUUCUACGUUGAGAAGAAAGAUGGAAAAUCAACAAUGACUGGACCAGAAGUUGUUGAUAAAUUAAAGGAGAAAAUAAGACAAGAUUCGGGAAUUUUACAAUUAUCAGUUGCACGAAUUGAAACAGCAAAAUGUCAAAAUAAUUGUUCCGGACACGGAGGUUGCGAUGAAGAAACAAGAGAAUGUAUGUGUGAAGCUUUUUGGAUGCAAAAUUUAAUUCAAAAAUAUUUUGGCAAUGGAGAAUCGAAUUGCGAUUGGAGUAUAUUAUAUGUGAUAAUAGGUUUACUUUCUUUGGUUUUAUGUUGGGUGGGUUUUCUUUGGGGAUUAAUAUGUUUAUGCCAGAGAAUUUGUACUGGAAAAAGGCGAAAUUCACGUUCAAAGAAAAAACCACCUCGUUAUUCUCUUCUUCAACCGGACGCCGAGGAAGAAAGUAAUACAUUUUCACCACACAAAAUGGUUUUAUCGGAAUCUGACACCGAUUCAGAUGAUGUUUUAUUUGAACAUCGAAAAGGAAAAAUGAAUGGAUUUGCAAAAAAUGGUAAAACACGAAAUGGUUUUAUUAAGAGCGGCUUGAAAGUGAAAACAUGAGGUACAAAUUAAGAAUGAAUGACUUUUUGCCAAAAUUUAAAUAUAUAAAGAAACUAGUCAGUGAAGAGCUGUCAUUCUCAAAUCACAAAAGAAGAAAGAAAAAAAAGAAAGAAGGAGACGACAUUUGUAAAAAUAAUUUUUUUUAGCGCAUAUUCAAAAAAAAAAUCGUCUCUUUCUCUCUCAGUUAUUUUAAUAACGUGCUUUACAAUGUAAUUCACACAUUUGUAUAUAGGUACGUAUAUAUAGUAAUAUAAGUAAAUGCAUUGACAAUUUUCUUUUCCAAAUAGAAAAAAAAUUGUCCAAUGUAAAAGAAAUUUUCAUAUGCUCCGCACAGAUACUUUAAAUCGUAUAACGAUAUUUCAUAUAUACUAUAUUAUAUAGAAACGCUAAAAAUUUUAUUCUAAAAAACAAUUUAAUUUAAAAAAAAAAAAUCUUUGCAAUGUGAAAAUUUUUCAUUUCUCAGGAAAAUGUUUUUCUAGUCGGUUUUUAAAUAAUUCUGCAAGAAUUUACCUAUUAAUGAAAAAUAUGACAAUUCGUUAAAAACUUAAUUAAAUUAAUAAUUAAUUAAUUAUUUACUACUUUAAUUAAAUUAAUCAUUUUUUUUAUUACAUUGAGAAUAUUAAGCAAAUUCUUUUUGAAAUUUAAGAAAGUUAAAUUUAAUGUUUGCAUUUAUAUCAAUAAGAAAUUUUUUCUAAUUAAUUACAAAUAUACUUUUAAUUAAUUUAGAUAUAUUAAGACAUAUUAUAUACAGUCAUUGAAUCUUUUUCGCACCAAGAGAACACGAAAUCGUGCCAAAUUUGAUAUUUAAAAUGAAAAUCUAUUUUUUUUUUGUUUUCAAAGAAAUUGUAUUUAACAAAAUUUUUUUUUUAAAAUUCCCUUUAUUAAUGUAAUUUAAAAAAAAGGUGCGAUGAAAUUAAAAAUGUUUUCAUUAAACUUAGAAAUAUAAAAAAUUUAAAUAAAAAUGAAUAACAGAAAGUUGGUAAAAGAAAAUGUAUUUUUUAAGAAAGCAAACACAACUGAUUUUAAUAAGAAAUAUACUGUUUAAUUAUAAAAUUGUUAUAUAAAUUAAGUCUACUUUAUUUGAUUAAUUUUUGAUAGAAUAUAAGUAAUCGAAUAAUGAUAAAAUUGUGUAUAAUUAAAAUUGAUAAGUAAAUAAUUUUAUAAAGCACAAAAAGAAAAAAAAAUGAAAAGCUUCAAUGGAUUUCAUUUCUGAAGCUUCUCGUGUGAUAACGAUUCUGUUUUUCUUUUUGAAAAAAAAAAAUGUGCAAUUUUACGAGGAUAAAAGUAUUAAUGCAAAUUAAAUAAAAAAAAAAACAACUUGUAGAAUCUUUACUUUUGUUAAUAAAUAAACAUUAACAAAAAAAAAAAAGAAACCAUUUGUUACAAUCUUUAAAAAAUAAAAAACUUAUUUGUAAAUAAUUAAAAUUCUAAUUGAAUUUAAUAGAUUUAUUCAACAAAAUAGAAUAAUUAAGUGAUGUGAUACAAGAAAAAAAAUCAUUGAUACAUAAUUAAAAUGUUUUCUACAUUUUGUCACUGUUCAAAAAGGAAUAAAAAUAGAUUACUUGAAUGAUGCAAUAAAAUUGUAGAAAAAAAAAAAAAAAAAAAAAAA
Messenger RNA from Leptopilina boulardi, 4634 nucleotides. Its product is annotated as dyslexia-associated protein KIAA0319-like protein. Bases 140 to 3025 code for a protein of 961 amino acids. Lineage: Eukaryota; Metazoa; Arthropoda; Insecta; Hymenoptera; Figitidae. The transcript is spliced from 15 exons. The record is from RefSeq and is a predicted model, not a curated record. Gene Ontology annotation, cellular component: plasma membrane; cytoplasmic vesicle.